Messenger RNA from Closterium sp. NIES-65, 1008 nucleotides. The record is from the annotation of a GenBank genome assembly. Lineage: Eukaryota; Viridiplantae; Streptophyta; Zygnematophyceae; Desmidiales; Closteriaceae.
AUGGCGGUGCCGGUCGGCAAUUUGCAACCAAAAGCAUCUGCUCCUCCUGCGUUUGAUGCUGUCAUGGCGGAGACCGGAGGCCCUAUCCCCUCCGUGAGUGAUCUCUUGUCGGAUGACGGUCCUCAAUCUCCUCUUGCUAAGAAGGUUUGCACCAGAGAGGCUUCGUCCUCCGCGCAGCCUGUCCCUAUUCAGCCGUCUCAACCCGACGCUGGGUUGGACGACAUCACGCUCAACGCGGCUGACACAAGCUCCGCGCCACUCCCUAUGCUGAAUGGCCCGCACCAACGAUUGCGUUGUAACCGUGGUAUCGUGGGUGUGGUUGAUUCGCUGAUUUGUGAUACGCUCAACCUCGUUACGAUCAUCUUCCCUGACAGCCUUACUGAAUCUCACCGGAGCAAGAUUGUUAACCGUGUUCGGCUCGGACUUCGCCCUGCGCAGUUUCCGCACUUUGGUCGUGUCCCUAACUUUGAGUCAUCGGCUGGAGAGAUCCUGCGUCUCCCCCGUCGCUCCUACAUACGCCACAUCUUCCAGCUGCCGACGCGCGACGACGCGAGGUGCUUCCGACGUGUCUUCCCUAUGACCUACACUGCCAACGGCGUGUUGGUUGAACUGAAAGUCUCCGACGACCCAGAGCCCUCAUUCACCGCUGCAAAGGCGCGGGGCGAUCCCCACCUGGUCUUGCGCAACGUCCCUCUGGGGUAUUCCCUUGAGGGGAUCCGUCGGCUGCUCACUACUAGCCUUCGCGAAGGCGAACGGAGGUGGCUCUCUGAAGUUCGAUCCUUUCACCGUGUUCAUGACCCAUACGAGGAAGUGUCCCUUCCCCAGAUGAUGGGUAUCCCCAUUGCAGAUUACGAAGAUCAGCUUUUCGACCGCAUCCCCGCCAUCAUCUGGCUUCCGGACGUCACCGCUCCUAUCAUCCUCAACAUCUCCUGCCACGAAUGCGAGAUAUGCACGAGUAACCACCGCUCUCGUGAUCAUGCGUGCUUCGCGGCCGCUCAACGCUCGUGA